Messenger RNA from Notothenia coriiceps (black rockcod), 1843 nucleotides. RefSeq names its product polymeric immunoglobulin receptor-like. NCBI's taxonomy places the organism in Eukaryota, Metazoa, Chordata, Actinopteri, Perciformes, Nototheniidae. Gene Ontology annotation, molecular function: transmembrane signaling receptor activity. Bases 57 to 1766 code for a protein of 569 amino acids. Gene Ontology annotation, cellular component: plasma membrane. The transcript is spliced from 11 exons. The record is from RefSeq and is a predicted model, not a curated record.
GUUCGAUCACUGUCCCAUGUCUCUAUGACUCGAAACAUAUAAACCAUGUGAAAUACAUGUGUAAGGGAUAUCUUUGGGCCUCCUGCUCUUAUGAAGUUAAAACAAACAAACCAAGCAGUUCAGGAAAGUUUUCGAUCUCUGAUGACAAAAAACAAAGAGUCUUCACUGUGACUAUAAAUGACCUGACUGAUAAGGACACUGAAUAUUACUGGUGUGCUGUGGAGAUUAAUGAAGGAGCAGAUCUCAAAGAGUAUUUCCACCUGUCAGUCACUGGAGGUACACCCAAUCUCUACGUGGAUCAGCAAGAGAUUACAGGAUUUAAAGGAGAUAGCAUAAACAUCAAGUGUCACUAUCAAAACUCUGGAGAAAGGAAGUGGUGCAGGUUCGGCGGCUGCUGUGUGAAAAAGUCUGGAUUAAUAGAUGGAACAAGAGUCGAGAUCAGUGCACUCAGCCCUGGUGUUCUCACUGUGACUCUGAGAGGACUGAGGACAGAGAGCAGCGGCUGGUAUCUGUGCGUUCAAGGAGACUUACAGAUGCCAGUGCACAUAACUGUUACUGAAAAACCUACAACUAUUGCAGCAACGAGACAAAUCACCACCUUCACACCCACCUCCAAACCUCUGAAUCACACCUCUAGUACUGCAGAACAAAGACUUUCCACUGUUGAGGUUGAGCAGCAAAGUGUUUCAGUAAAUUUGAUGGUCUUUAUCAUCCCGCUGAGCUCGCUGAUCUUCAUUGUAACGGUUGCCUCGUUCAUCUGCUUAAUGUUCAAAAGACACAAGCAGACCACAGGAGAUUCACCGGCCACAAUAAUGGGUAAAGAGGAAGUAGCAUACAGUACUGUUAAGCAAAGGAGAAAGACUUCAGGCCAACUUCAUCGCGCUGAAGAGGAAGUAACAUACAGCGAUGUUAAACAAAGGAAACCUACUGACAAGUGGUCGGAUGCUAAUAGAGAUGUUGAUGUGAUGUACUCUGAUGUGAUAUACUCAUCUGUGGAAAAAAGGAAGUACAGCAUCAGUUCGUACAUGUUGUUGGCCCGCUCACACUCUGACAUGGCUGUUCAUCUCGGAUUCCUUCUCAUUUUGACCGGACUCACAGGAAUUCAUAGCAUAACUACAGUCAGUCAAGUGUCAGUGAGAGCUGGAGGUUCGAUCACUAUCCCAUGUCUCUAUGAGUCAAAGUACACAAACCAUGUGAAAUACUUGUGUAAAGGAUACUAUUGGAACUCCUGCUCUUACGCGAUUAAAACGAACCAACACAAUUCAAGAAAGUUUUCCAUCUCUGAUGACAAAAAACAAAGAGUCUUCACUGUGACUAUAAAAGGCCUGACUGGAGAGGACACUAAUUAUUACUGGUGUGCUGUGGAGAUUAAUGAUGGAGCAGAUGUCAAAGAGUAUUUCCACCUGUCAGUCACUGGAGGUACACCCAGUCUCUACGUGGCUCAGCAAGAGAUUACAGGAUUUAAAGGAGAUAACAUAAACAUCAAGUGUCACUAUCAAAACUCUGGAGAAAGGAAGUGGUGCAGGCUCGGCGGCUCCUGUGUGACAAAGUCUGGAUUAAUAGAUGGAACAAGAGUCGACAUCAGUGCACGCAACGAUGGUGUUCUCAAUGUGACUCUGAGCGGACUGAGGGCAGAGAGCAGCGGCUGGUAUUGGUGUGUUAAAGGAGACUUACAGAUGCCAGUGCACAUAACUGUUACUGAGAAACCCCCCACUAGUAAGUGUUAUAAGUCAUUGAAUUUUCAAAUGCAACAAUCUUUGUGUUGAUUUGAGUGAGAAUAUUAACAUUCUAUUUUGCGUGUCACAGGGGUAAUAGCUCAGGGUGUCACACAAGGUCAGGAACC